Molecule: messenger RNA, 1544 nt
Organism: Pipistrellus nathusii (Nathusius's pipistrelle)
Lineage: Eukaryota; Metazoa; Chordata; Mammalia; Chiroptera; Vespertilionidae
Source: the annotation of a GenBank genome assembly
AUGAACUGGCGGCCGCUGUGGCUGGGCUUCCUACUUCCCAUGACAGUCACAGGCCGGGCCCUGGGGCCUGCAGAGAAGAAGGCAGCAGUGGAUUACCUUUUGCAAUAUGGGUACCUCCAGAAGCCUCUAGAAGGACCUGAUAACUUCAGGCUAGAAGAUGUCACGGAGGCUCUGAGAGCUUUUCAGGAAGCAUCUGAGCUUCCGGUCUCAGGUCAGCUGGAUGAAGCCACAAGGGCCCGCAUGAGCCAGCCCCGGUGUGGCCUGGAAGACCCCUUCAAUCAGAAGACCCUUAAAUACCUGCUGCUGGGCCGCUGGAGAAAAAAGCACCUGACCUUCCGCAUCUUGAACCUGCCUUCCACCCUCCCUCCCCACACGGCCCGUGCAGCCCUGCGUCAGGCCUUCCGGUAUUGGAGCAACGUAGCCCCCUUGACCUUCCGGGAGGUGCAGGCUGGCUGGGCUGACAUCCGCCUCUCCUUUCAUGGCCGCCAAAGCCCGUACUGCUCUAACACCUUUGAUGGGCCUGGGAGGGUCCUGGCUCAUGCCGACAUUCCAGAGCUGGGCAGCGUGCACUUCGAUGAAGAUGAGCGCUGGACCGAGGGGACCUACCAGGGGAUGAACCUUCGCAUCAUCGCAGCCCACGAACUGGGCCAUGCCCUGGGGCUCGGGCACUCCCGAUACACCCAAGCCCUCAUGGCCCCUGUCUACGCUGGCUACCGGCCCCACUUCAAGCUGCACCCAGAUGACGUGGCGGGGAUCCAGGCUCUCUAUGGCAAGAAGAACUCUGAGACAGAGGAUGAGGAAGAAGUGACAGAACUCCUUGUGCCCCAAGUGCCCACAGAACCCAGUCCUAUGCCAGAUCCCUGCAGUGGUGAACUGGAUGCCAUAAUGAUGGGGCCCCGUGGGAAGACUUAUGCCUUCAAGGGGAGCUACGUGUGGACGGUGACAGAUUCGGGGCUGGGUCCCUUAUUCCAAGCCUCUGCUCUUUGGGAGGGACUCCCAGGAAACCUGGACGCUGCUGUCUACUCUCCUCGAACACAAUGGAUUUACUUCUUUAAGGGAGACAAGGUGUGGCGCUACGUUCAUUUCAAGUUAUCUCCUGGCUUCCCCAAGAGGCUGAAUAGGGUGGAACCCAACCUGGAUGCAGCUCUCUAUUGGCCUGUCAACCAGAAGGUGUUCCUCUUUAAGGGCUCCGGGUACUGGCAGUGGGAUGAGCUGGCCCGAACCGACUUCAGCCACUACCCCAAACCAAUCAAGAGGUUGUUCACCGGAGUGCCAGACCGGCUCUCAGCUGCUAUGAGUUGGCAGGAUGGCCACGUCUACUUCUUCAAGGGCAAACAGUAUUGGCGCCUCAACAAGCAGCUUCGAGUAGAGAAGGGCUAUCCCAGAGAUACCGCCCGCAACUGGAUGCACUGUCGUCCCCAAGUCCCAGACACGACCGCAUCAGGUGGAGGCACCCCUCCCUUCGCCUCAGGCCCAGACCGCUCAGUCACAGGAACAACCUGGGCUCCCACUUCCCUGUCCGUAGACACCACCUUAAACUCUGA